AUGGCCGACUGUCUCGAAUCUCAAGUCUUCACCUGCGGCUUAAUCAUCAUUCAACCGCCGCCGCCCUCUAUUGUCAGAGUUUCCAUGCACGUCUACGCCUCCAGCGCAGAUGUCUUCACUAUCGACGAGAUCCGUGAGCUCAUGGACCACCCCACCAACAUCCGUAACAUGUCGGUUAUUGCCCACGUCGACCACGGCAAGUCCACCCUUACCGACUCGCUCGUCUCGAAGGCUGGUAUCAUUGCCGGCUCCAAGGCCGGUGAGAUGCGUUUCACCGACACUCGUCAGGACGAGAUCGACCGUGGAAUCACCAUCAAGUCGACCGCCAUCUCGAUGUACUUCCCCAUUGACAAGGAGGACCUCGUCGACAUCAAGCAGAAGACCGACGGCAACGAGUUCCUGGUCAACCUGAUUGACUCGCCCGGUCACGUUGACUUCUCGUCUGAGGUUACCGCCGCUCUCCGUGUUACCGACGGUGCUCUUGUCGUUGUCGACUGUGUUGAGGGUGUCUGUGUCCAGACCGAGACCGUCCUCCGUCAGUCGCUCGGUGAGCGUGUCAAGCCCGUCCUUGUCAUCAACAAGGUCGACCGUGCCCUUCUUGAGCUCCAGGUCUCGAAGGAGGACCUCUACCAGUCGUUCCAGCGUACCAUCGAGUCGGUCAACGUCAUCAUCUCGACCUACAACGACCCCGUCCUCGGUGACGUCCAGGUCUACCCCGACCACGGCACCGUCGCUUUCGGUUCGGGUCUCCACGGCUGGGCCUUCACCCUCCGCAACUUCGCCGGCCGUUACGCCAAGAAGUUCGGUGUUGACAAGCAGAAGCUCAUGCCCAAGCUCUGGGGUGACAACUACUUCAACCCCAAGACCAAGAAGUGGUCCAAGUCCGCCGACGGCGGUGCCGAGCGUGCCUUCAACAUGUUCGUCCUUGACCCCAUCUUCCGCAUCUUCGACUCGAUCAUGAACUUCAAGAAGGACGAGAUCCCCACUCUCCUUGAGAAGCUCGAGAUCAAGCUCUCGCAGGACGAGAAGGACCUUGAGGGCAAGCAGCUCCUUAAGGUUGUCAUGAAGAAGUUCCUCCCCGCCGGUGACGCCCUUCUUGAGAUGAUUGUCAUCAACCUCCCCUCGCCCGUUACCGCCCAGAAGUACCGUGUCGAGACCCUUUACGAGGGCCCCAUGGACGACGAGUCGGCCAUUGCCAUCCGUGACUGUGACUCCAAGGGUCCCCUCAUGGUCUACAUCUCGAAGAUGGUCCCCACCUCGGACAAGGGCCGCUUCUACGCCUUCGGCCGUGUCUUCUCGGGUACCGUCUCGGCUGGCCCCAAGAUCCGUAUCCAGGGCCCCAACUUCGUUCCCGGCAAGAAGGACGACAUGGUCAUCAAGUCGGUUCAGCGUACCGUCCUCAUGAUGGGCCGUACCGUCGAGUCCAUCGAGGACUGCCCUGCCGGUAACAUCGUCGGUCUCGUCGGUGUCGACCAGUUCCUCCUCAAGUCGGGUACCCUUACCACCUCGGAGACUGCCCACAACAUGAAGGUCAUGAAGUUCUCGGUCUCCCCCGUCGUGCAGGUCGCCGUCGAGUGCAAGAACGCCGCCGACCUCCCCAAGCUCGUUGAGGGUCUUAAGCGUCUCUCGAAGUCGGACCCCUGUGUCAAGACCUGGAUGGACGAGUCGGGUGCCAUCAUUGUCGCCGGUGCCGGUGAGCUCCACCUUGAGAUCUGUCUCAACGACCUGGAGAACGACCACGCCGGUGUUCCCCUCCGCAAGUCCGACCCCGUCGUCGGCUACCGUGAGACCGUCACCGCCGAGUCGUCGAUGAUCGCCCUCUCGAAGUCGCAGAACAAGCACAACCGUCUUUACGUCAAGGCCGAGCCCCUCACUGAGGAGCUUACCCAGGACAUUGAGGCCGGCCGUGUUGCUCCCCGUGACGACCCCAAGACCCGUGCCCGUUACCUUGCCGACACCUACGGCUGGGACGUCACCGAGGCCCGUAAGAUCUGGUGCUUCGGCCCCGACACCACCGGCCCCAACCUUUUCAUCGACGGCUCGAAGGGUGUUCAGUACAUGAACGAAAUUAAGGACUCCGUCGUCGCCGCCUUCCAGUGGGCCACCAAGGAGGGCGCCGUCGCCGAGGAGCCCAUGCGCGGCAUCCGUUACUCCAUCCUGGACUGCACUCUCCACACCGACGCCAUCCACCGCGGUGGUGGUCAGAUCAUCCCCACUGCCCGUCGUGUCUGCUACGCCGCCCAGCUUCUCUCGAAGCCCGGUCUCCAGGAGCCCAUGUUCCUCGUCGAGAUCGCGUGCCCCGACUCGGCCCAGGGUGGUGUCUACUCGGUCCUCAACGUUCGUCGUGGUCACGUCUUCUCGGCCGAGCAGCGUGUCGGUACCCCCAUGUACACCAUGAAGGCGUACCUCCCCGUCGCCGAGUCGUUCGGCUUCAACGCCGCCCUUCGCCAGGCUACCGGUGGCCAGGCCUUCCCCCAGGCCGUCUUCGACCACUGGUCGCUCCUCGGCGGUGACCCCACCGAGCCCGGAAAGGUCCAGGAGCUCGCCAUGAAGAUCCGUACUCGCAAGGGCCUCAAGCCUGACGUCCCUCAGUACGAGCACUUCUACGACAAGCUCUAA
Molecule: messenger RNA, 2619 nt
Organism: Apiotrichum porosum
Lineage: Eukaryota; Fungi; Basidiomycota; Tremellomycetes; Trichosporonales; Trichosporonaceae
Gene: EFT1
Product: Elongation factor 2
Exons: 5
Coding region: 1-2619 (872 amino acids)
Biological process (GO): translational elongation
Cellular component (GO): cytosol; ribonucleoprotein complex
Molecular function (GO): GTPase activity; translation elongation factor activity; ribosome binding
Source: RefSeq, a predicted model, not a curated record